Molecule: messenger RNA, 5333 nt
Organism: Sinocyclocheilus anshuiensis
Lineage: Eukaryota; Metazoa; Chordata; Actinopteri; Cypriniformes; Cyprinidae
Product: collagen alpha-1(XX) chain-like
Exons: 42
Coding region: 117-4829 (1570 amino acids)
Molecular function (GO): protein binding
Source: RefSeq, a predicted model, not a curated record
AGCAAAUAGGAGUGAGUGACCGGGACUCAAUGUGUUAACAUCCCUUACCUGUGGCUGUGUGGAAUGUGCCAGGUACACGCUUCAGUUUCAGGUCUUUAAUUGAUACCAGCGCAAUCAUGACGGCCCACAGCUUUUCUCUCGUCCCAUCAGAGCGAACGACACUCAUCCUGGUGACAGUCCUCCUGAUGCUGGUUUCUGAAGUCCAUUGCCAGGGCCGGCUGAAGCUGACUGUUCUGUCUGAAGAUCGGCUGCAGAUGAAAUGGAAGGAGGCGGAAGGGCUGGUGCAGGGCUAUAAGGUCCGUGUGCGACCCAUCACAGAGGUUCCUCAGCCAGAGCUGAUGCUCACAACCAUACGCGGCCGUGCAACAGUGGCAGGCCUGGACCCCAGACAGGAGUAUCUCCUCCAAGUUAUGGUGCUCAAUGGGACACAGGAGAAGCUCAUUGCAAAAAGACGCUUCACUGUCGAUGGGUUGCGUGAGGAAGAGCUGAUCCGUAGUGGGAACAGAGAGCAGAAGAAAAAAACUCACUCCAUUGGUUCUGGAUCUGGAGAGGUGGAUGACGUGACUGAGGCUCUAGCGGCCUUUCCCACUGUGCUCUACCGAGAACCAGCGACUACAGAGUCUCCUGCUGUACCUGAGCUUGAGCCAGAAGUUGACAGAAACACCAAAGAAAAGAAAAAGAAGAAAGACAAGAAUCGAUCCAAGACCGAGGAUAAAAAUGAUCAAGAAGGAAAUGGAGGGAAGUCGGUGAGAGAAGAGGUCACCAUCACCAACAAACCGAGAAAACCCACCUCAACCCAAACUGUCACAGCUGUUUCCACACGAAAGCCGUUUGAAUGCAGUGCUGGAGCUCAGGCUGAUCUGGUCCUUUUGGUAGAUGGAUCCUGGAGCAUCGGCCGCACAAACUUCAGAAAAGUGCGUGACUUCCUGGAGGGCCUGGCUGUCCCCUUUCACAUUGGACCACAGGGUGUGCAAAUAGCAUUAUCUCAGUACAGUGGAGAUCCACGUACAGAGUGGCAUCUUAAUAACUUCACUUCUAGAGAGCCGCUCCUGGAGGCCAUCAGGAACUUCAGAUACAAGGGAGGCAACACUUUCACAGGUCAGGCUCUCAUACAUGCUCUUGAGAACAAUCUGAAGAAGGAGGUGGGGGCACGACCCAACACCCCACAGUUCCUGCUGCUGCUGACUGAUGGGAAAUCUCAGGAUGAUGCUAUUGCUGCAGCCAACAGGCUGAAGAAUUCCGGCAUAGAGAUCAUUGCUAUAGGUGUGAAAAAUGCAGAUGAGGCAGAGUUGAGGCAGGUGGCGUCUGAACCGCUGGAGCUAAAUGUGUAUAAUGUGAAUGAUUUUCCUCUGCUCAGUAAACUGGUGGGAAGACUAGCACGCAUCCUCUGUGGCAAGAUUGAAGACCGCAUUAAAGCGAAGAGAAUAGAGCGUCCCACUCAGGACCCAGUUCUGUCCUAUCCCAGCCCAACUGAUCUGCAGUAUGUAGGACUAGGCUCAAGAGAGGUGCGCCUGCAUUGGACCGUCCCCAGCAAAAGACCUCAGCAAUACAGAGUGGUGUACCACACCGCUGAAGGACAGAGUCUGAAAGAGGUGGUGGUGAAUGGAACUGACUCCACAGCUCUGCUGACAGGACUGUCUUCACAGACACAAUACCACCUGUCCAUCUUUCCUGUCUAUGAGAACAAUGUGGGCUCUGCUUUGAGAGGCACCUUCACCACAUUACCAUUGGCGAUACCUGAGGCUCUAGAGGUCACCGCUUCCUCCCCUAACAGUCUGCGGGUGCGCUGGCAGCCGGCCGCAGGAGCCACACAGUACAUGGCCUUAUAUUCAGCACUCAAUGAUGGAGAGCCUGAUGAUGCCAAAGAGGUUAAGUUUGGACCUGCUCAGACGGAUGUGGAGUUGGUGGAUCUGAUGCCAUCCACAGAUUAUUCAGUCACACUUUAUGCUCUGUAUGAUGAGGAUCCCAGUGACCCAAUCACAGCCAUCGGCACCACCUUCCCAUUGCCAUCUCCUCUCAGUUUGCAGUUUCCCAUGGUCAGUCACAGCACUCUGAAGAUCACGUGGGUCCCUGGAGCUGUAGAUGUUCCUGCACACCGCAUCAUCUACAGCACCAAUCACGGCAGUGACGUCAAGCAGGUGGAGGUCAAAGGUGUGAACACAGUGUUGCUGCAGAAUCUGUCUUCCCUCUCUAGGUAUCUGGUGUCAGUGCAGUCUCUCUACGAAAAGGGCCUGUCCACUCCUAUCACAGCCAAUGUCACUACCUUAAGGGUCCCAGCUCCCUCAGAUCUGAGAGUCACUAACUUCUCUGGCAGUGACUUAACAGUGCGAUGGGAAGCUGCAGCAGAUGACGUGGUCUCCUAUCUCAUCAAAUGGAUCUCUCUCAGUGAAGGAGACCUCAGACAGUUGACAGUAGAUGGGGAGAGUGAGGGGGCAAUCUUGGAAGAGGUUGAAGAAGAUAAGGAAUAUCAGAUUUCACUCUCUGCAUUAUAUGCCGAUGGUGCUCAGAGUGAGGCUGUGGCCAUACGAUACAGCACCUUAUCUGGAGGCGGUCCGAGCAGUUUAUCCAUUUCAGAGGAGACAGCAGUCAGUAUGCUGGUCACCUGGGUUCACCCCAACGCCCAUGUGCUGCAGUACCGUGUGUCAUACACUCCACUUAAUGGGGAUGUGAGGGAAAACACAGUGUCAUUGCCAGGCAGCGAGAGGCGCGUCCUGCUGCAGAAUCUGCUGCCUGACACUCGUUACAGUGUGCUGGUGACUGCUGAGUACCGCAACAGAGAGGGUGGCAGCGCCUCAGCACAGGGGAAGACCACUAGCCUGCGGGUGAGCAGUGUGAGUGUGGUGCGGUCUGACCACUCCAGUAUAUGUGUGUCCUGGAGGCCCGUACCAGCUGUCAGUGGUUAUCGCAUUGUCAUCCAGGCUCUCAGAGAUAAACAGACUAAGGAAGACAAAGUAGAUGCUGCUAGCAGCAGCCACUGUUUCUCUGAGCUGCAGCCUGAAACUGUCUACCGCAUCAGUGUGCACUCCCAUCUGGGAACAGUAGAGGGCACUGCGGUCACUAUCCUUCACCCUACAGCAACCGCUCCAGUGAGAAUUCAGGUUCCUCCUCAACUGCAUCCCAUACAAAGAGAAGUGUGUCCUGAGACAACAAUCAGAAAUCAUGUGGUUAAAGGCUUCGACAUGAUGGAAGCAUUCGGUCUAACUCCGAGAGCUCACUCUACUAUCGAGGGUGUGGCAGCUGAACCUUUCAUCUUCAGCACCUUACCCAGUUACACCCUCUACAGAGACGUACAGCUGACCCAGAGCACAAGCUUCAUCCACCCGGCUGGCUUUUCUCCAGAACACACCAUCAGCAUGGCCUUCAGGCUCUUGCAGGAUUCACCCAGGGAGCCCUUCGCCCUCUGGCAGCUCACGGACAAUGACUUCCAGCCCAAGAUGGGGGUGGUGCUGGACCCUGAGAAGAAGGUUCUGCUGUAUUUCAGUCUGGACUACAGAGGAGAGAUACAAGAACUGACCUUUGACCAGCCACAAGUCCACUCAGUUUUCUAUGGCAGCUUUCAUAAGAUCCAUUUGUCCGUCAGUCAGGUGAGUAUAUCUCUGUCUGUAGACUGCCAGCGGGUUGGCGAGAGGCCCGCACGCCCCCUGGGAACUUUGCCCACUGAUGGUUUUGAGAUGUUGGGCAAACUAGUGAGGACACGUGGACCUCACAGUGGAUCUGCGGCUUUUCAGCUGCAGUCCUUUGAGAUUGUGUGCAACACUACUUGGGUAUCAGAAGACAACUGCUGUGAUCUGCCCUCACAGAGAGAUGAGGAGAGCUGUCCUGCCCCUGCUUAUGAAUGCACCUGCACCACCGACGUCCCUGGAGCACCUGGAGACACUGGGCCACCUGGGAGACCUGGCCCUCGUGGGGAGAAGGGAGAAAAAGGAGAGGUGGGACAAAAGGGAGAGGUGGGUCCACCUGGUAAAUCGGGCCCUGAGGGCGGCUUUGGCGCUCUUGGACCCUCUGGUCCUCGGGGAAUAACUGUAAUGGGCAAAGUGGGCCCACCAGGAGCAAGAGGGGAAAAAGGAGAUAUUGGAAGGCCUGGGAGCCAGGGUUUACCAGGGCCUCCUGGUCCAAAAGGUGAAGAGGGCAUGGCUGGUCCUAAGGGCACCAGAGGAAUGGAGGGUAAUAUCGGUAGCCCAGGAAUCCCAGGACCAAGAGGUUUCCAGGGUAUGCCUGGUCAUCCAGGGCCAGUGGGAGAGAGAGGGCUAUUAGGUUCUGUAGGGCCCACAGGUCUUUCUGGAAGUAAGGGUGAGAGAGGAGAGAAGGGUGAGCCACAGUCUCUUACCAUGAUCUACCAGCUUGUUACACAGGCCUGCGAAAAACUUGUGCACAAUGAAGUCCUGAAGUUGGAUGCUUUUCUGAACGAGAUGAAUCGAAAGCCAGUGCCCAUCCAGGAACCAGUAGCACCACCAGGAGAGCCUGGGAUACCAGGGGGAAGGGGGCCACCUGGAUCCCGAGGCCCUCAGGGUCGACAAGGAAGCAGAGGAGAGUCUGGGAAACCAGGGUACCCUGGUGAGCAGGGACGCAGAGGGGUGGCUGGUGAGAAAGGCUCUCCAGGAGCAAAUGUGGUGGGACAACAAGGAAUAAAAGGUUUUGCAGGACCUCCAGGUGAAACUAAAAUAGGGGAACCAGGUUCCAAAGGUGAGGAUGGUAAAGCAGGACCUCUAGGUAUUCCAGGAGCUUCAGGUCAGCAAGGAGAAAUGGGACCCCCUGGUAUAUGUGACAGCAGUGGAUGUUAUCAAGGACCCCCAGCUGCAGAGGAUCCCUACCUUGGAUACCAGCCUUGAGUUGAGAAGUUACUGUUUUACUGCAGCACUGCCAGAAUAAUCUCUCUGCCCAGACUUUGUAGAAAGACACUGUGUGACUUAAUGGAUAGAGAUUCUGCCAGACGCUGACUUUGAAUGAGACUGCUGAUGGACUCUUUUGACUAGAUUUUCUCCUUGUGGUAGCUGAUCUCAGCUCAAUGCUUCCAUUCUGAGAUCACCAAAGCACUGUGACCCUGUCUUUUACCCAGUAUUCAACCUGAUCUACUGCUACGAGACUACAGUAGAUUCAUGUGCAGAACUUUUUGUGCAGCACAGAGGAAAUCACAACACACUCAGACUCUAUUUUACAGAGAUAUUUUGGUAUCCAGACAAGGAACUAGUGUUACCGAACAACUGCUAAAAUCCGCACUAAGACUGUUUCUAAUAUUUAACUUUAAGUAUUUUAUUGUAUUUAAUGCACUUUGUGUUUUAAAUUUAUAUUGUUGAAGGCAUAUUACUUUCAAUGUUCUCCAUUCUUGUUUCUUG